AUGUCGCGCCCCGAAGAUGUCCUGCCUCCGGACCUCUUCUAUGAUGAUAAUGAAUCACGAAAAUACACUACCUCCUCGCGCAUCCGUAACAUCCAGGCUGAUAUGACGAAUCGGGCGCUGGAACUCCUCGAUCUCAAAUCCCCAUCACUCAUCCUGGACCUUGGCUGUGGCUCCGGACUUUCUGGUGAGAUCCUUUCCCAAGUGCCUACCGAGCACGGUGGGCCGCAUACCUGGGUUGGGAUGGACAUCUCGCCCAGCAUGCUGGAUGUCGCUCUCCAGCGAGGCGUCGAGGGCGAUCUCUUCCUUGCCGAUAUCGGCCAAGGGGUCCCGUUCCGACCUGGUUCAUUUGACGCAGCCAUUAGUAUCAGUGCCAUCCAAUGGCUCUGUAAUGCAGAAACAAGCGACGUCAGCCCCGAGGGACGACUACGUCGGUUUUUCGAAGGUCUGUAUGCCAGUCUUCGGCGUGGAGGACGUGCUGUCUGUCAGUUCUACCCGAAAAAUGAUGCGCAGCGAAGCAUGAUAAGUGGCGCUGCUAUCAGAGCCGGCUUUGGGGCCGGAAUCCUGGAAGAUGACCCUGGGACCAAGAACAGUAAAUUGUAUCUUGUUUUGACAGUUGGCGGAGGCGGCUUGCAGGGCGACAUCACAGGUGUUGUGCAUGACAUGGACGACGUCAAUGUUCUGGAUGCCAGGAAAAGGGCCAUGGAGAACGGCAGGGCUUCCACCUCCAAGAAAGGGGACAGGGCUUGGAUCAUGCGGAAGAAGGAGCAGAUGACAAAGAAAGGCAAGAUCGUGAAAUCAAAUUCCAAAUACACGGGCAGGAAACGGCGGCCCGCGUUCUGA
Messenger RNA from Aspergillus steynii IBT 23096, 840 nucleotides. Its product is annotated as 18S rRNA methyltransferase BUD23. The coding region runs from base 1 to 840 and encodes 279 amino acids. Gene Ontology annotation, molecular function: rRNA (guanine) methyltransferase activity. The record is from RefSeq and is a predicted model, not a curated record. The transcript has 2 exons. Gene Ontology annotation, cellular component: nucleolus. Gene Ontology annotation, biological process: rRNA (guanine-N7)-methylation. NCBI's taxonomy places the organism in Eukaryota, Fungi, Ascomycota, Eurotiomycetes, Eurotiales, Aspergillaceae.